This is a messenger RNA of Cynara cardunculus var. scolymus (artichoke), 1348 nucleotides long. RefSeq lists its product as uncharacterized. NCBI's taxonomy places the organism in Eukaryota, Viridiplantae, Streptophyta, Magnoliopsida, Asterales, Asteraceae. The record is from RefSeq and is a predicted model, not a curated record. Gene Ontology annotation, molecular function: glycosyltransferase activity. Bases 23 to 1204 code for a protein of 393 amino acids. Gene Ontology annotation, cellular component: membrane. The transcript has a single exon.
AUUUUGCUGCUUUCAUAUCUCAAUGUCCCCCAGCCCCCUCUCCCUGCUUUGCGCCCUUCUUCUUACUCUUCCCCUUGCCAUCGUCUUCACCAUCACCACCGACGGUGGCACCACCACCACCACCACUCAUCCGCCUAAUGAACCCAUUUCACCACCACCCACAAAUAUCAAAACCCAAUUACCAAAACCCAUCCACAUAAACCAAAUGCCCCCACCGCCACCGCCACCGCCACCGCCACUGUUGAUGAUGGAAGAGGAUGAUGAUGACGGAUCACUUUUCGAGCUGGCGUCUCGUGUCAACCCGAACCCAUCACCCAUCGGAGCACCCAAGAAGCUUGCAUUUCUGUUCCUCACCGCCGGCCCACUACCAUUGGCACCACUUUGGGAGCUCUACUUCAACCGCACCAAAAGGGAAAAUUUGUACAAUAUAUAUAUACACGCCGACCCCAAUCUCCGAUACGACCCCCCUUUUCAAGGUGUAUUUAGCAACCGCACCAUUCCCUCGAAGCCCACGCGCCGCCACACCCCGUCACUAGCCGCCGCUCACCGACGGCUACUCGCCCAAGCUCUCCUCCACGACCCUUCGAAUUACAUGCUUGCCCUUGUUUCCCCUUCUUGCAUACCUCUCCACUCUUUCGAUUUCACCUAUAGAAUGCUGGUGAAAUCCAAGAAGAGCUUCAUAGAAAUCCUUGAAAACGAGGUGGGUGCGCGAGGGAGGUGGGCGGCGCGUGGGGAAACAACCAUGCUUCCGGAGGUGACAUUAGAAACAUUCAGAAUCGGGUCUCAGUUUUCGGUGUUGACACGUCAGCAUGCCAGGGUGGUGGUGAGUGACACGCGUCUCUGGUCCAAGUUCAAACUGCCAUGUCUGCAAGAAAACAUAUACAGGUGUUACCCUGAGGAGAACUACCUCCCUACGCUCUUGUCCAUGGUAGACAGAAAAGGUUGCGUCCCAGCGACGCUGACGUACGUUGACUGGAAGGGUCACCACAAUGGUCACCCGCAUACGUUUCACGAAUCAGAAGUGGGUCCGGAUCUGAUCGCAGCCCUCCGUAGACGAAGGCCGAGAUACGGUGAUGAAGAGAUGAACGGUUCUGAUGCGUCUGUGAGAAGACGCAGUCACCCGUUUCUGUUUGCGAGGAAAUUCGGGGCUGAUACGGUGGGGGCGUUGAUGGAGAUAGCAAACGACGUCAUUUUGAGGGAGUAGAGAUGAGGAUGGUUCUGGUAAAUAAAAUAAAUAACAGAGGGCAAAAGGCGGGACCAAACCCGUGCGUUUGUUGCUGCAAAACCAUCCACAAUACCUUUGUACCCAGUAGUAAUUUUAUAACAGAAUUAUAUUUUAAGUAAAGUA